AUGAGCCUUCAGGUGGGCAUCCUCGGCAACACAUUUGCCAACCCGUUCAUGAACGCGGCUGGGGUGAUGUGCAGCACCGAAGAAGAGCUGGCGGCCAUGACCGAGUCGACGAGCGGCUCGCUGAUCACGAAGAGCUGCACCCCCGCUCUCCGCGAGGGCAAUCCGGCGCCUCGCUACUACACCCUGCCGCUUGGCAGCAUCAACUCGAUGGGCCUGCCGAACAAGGGGUUUGACUUCUACUUGGCCUACAGCGCGAGGCACCAUGACUACAGCCGGAAGCCGCUCUUUAUCUCCAUCUCCGGUUUCUCGGCGGAGGAAAAUGCUGAGAUGUGCAAACGCCUUGCCCCUGUGGCCGCAGAAAAGGGUGUUAUUCUGGAGCUGAACUUGUCCUGCCCCAACGUUCCCGGCAAGCCGCAGGUGGCCUACGACUUUGACGCGAUGCGGCGUUACUUGGCGGCGAUCUCGGAGGCCUACCCACACCCGUUUGGUGUCAAGAUGCCGCCGUACUUUGACUUUGCCCACUUUGAUGCCGCCGCCGAGAUCCUCAACCAGUUUCCGAAGGUGCAGUUUAUUACCUGCAUCAACAGCAUCGGCAACGGCCUAGUAAUUGACGUGGAGACGGAGUCCGUGGUGAUCAAGCCGAAGCAGGGCUUCGGGGGCCUUGGUGGUCGCUACGUCUUCCCCACAGCGCUGGCAAACGUCAACGCCUUUUACCGCCGCUGCCCGGGAAAACUUAUCUUUGGCUGUGGUGGCGUCUACACUGGUGAGGACGCCUUCCUGCACGUGCUCGCUGGCGCCUCCAUGGUGCAGGUCGGCACGGCGCUGCAUGAGGAGGGCGCCGCCAUCUUUGAGCGCCUCACGGCGGAGCUGCUGGAUGUGAUGGCGAAGAAGGGCUACAAGGCCCUGGACGAGUUCCGCGGCAAGGUUAAGGCAAUGGAUUAA
This is a messenger RNA of Leishmania braziliensis MHOM/BR/75/M2904, 942 nucleotides long. It is a transcript of the gene DHODH, whose product is annotated as dihydroorotate dehydrogenase. The transcript has a single exon. The record is from RefSeq and is a predicted model, not a curated record. Gene Ontology annotation, molecular function: dihydroorotate dehydrogenase activity. Gene Ontology annotation, cellular component: cytoplasm. Gene Ontology annotation, biological process: UMP biosynthetic process; 'de novo' pyrimidine nucleobase biosynthetic process. The coding region runs from base 1 to 942 and encodes 313 amino acids. NCBI's taxonomy places the organism in Eukaryota, Euglenozoa, Kinetoplastea, Trypanosomatida, Trypanosomatidae.